CUUGUUGCGAUACUGCUCUAACCGAAACAGUUAGCAUUUAGCCAGCUAGCUAACAUUAGCCAGUUAGUAUCCAUCACCAGUCGUAGCGCAGACAAACUCGUGCUCCGUCCACAUACCAAUGACAGGAACACUAAACUCACAAAUAUGCGCCUGGAUAUUGACUGAUACGUGCAUGGGUGGCUGUUCAUAUAUUUAUCGCCAACGCUCUGUGAAGCCAUUUCUGAUCUGAAAAGCACACCAACUUAAGUCACGGCUAUGGAUCCCGAACGACAGAAACGAAGAGAGGAAAUUCAGAAAGCAAUGAGCUUUAUCCAGUCAUCAUUGCCUUUCCCAGAGCCAGAGAGUUAUGAGGCAUUUCUAACCCAGUUGGUGUGUAACUUGCUGAACGAGGGCAAUUCCUGCUUUCGAGAUGGGGACUGGCGCCAGGCGAGCCAGCAGUAUGGGGAGGGGAUCAGUGUUGCCCGCUACGCUCAGGCUGAGGCCCUCGUUAUCCCCCAUGAGCUGCUGGAGAGCCUCUAUGUCAACAGGGCUGCUGCCUACUACCAGACGAGGGAGUAUGAGCGCGGUGUUCAGGACUGUGAGAGCGCACUGUGCGUUUCAGAAGGCAGCCGCAGGGCUCUGUACCGCAAAGCGCUCUGUCUCAGAGAGCUGGGACGACUAAGAGAGGCUUACGAGUGUGGAACCAAAUGUCUCCUCACAGCGCCACACGACAGGCAGGUGAGUGACCUGGCACAGGAUCUGGCCAAUAAAUUGGGCUUGAAGGGCCGUAAAGCUUACGUCAGCCCACAGACAGAGUCCACAGCCACAGAAGGAGAGGGUCAUGGGGAUACUUCCCCUCCCACCGGAGAGCUGUCCUCCAAUGGCCUGGAAUCUCUCAGUGACAUUAGGCCAGUCUCCUCGGUGGACCUCUCUAGUGCACAGUGCAUACCUGCUCCUUUGGCCACGCCCAUUCCGGUCAGUGAUGACCCGGCGACCCCCGUUGUGACCCCGUGCACUGACCUGUCGGAGAGCCCCAGCAGUCAAACCUUGCCUCCCAUGCCAUACUCUGUCCCUGUGUCAGAGCACAUGGAGGAAUGCAGCAGCAGCGUCAUGAAGGACGAGCUAGACAGCCUGCUGGAUUGCAUCCCCAAGAAAGUUAGUGAGAAUCCAGUCCAGGGUGCUAUCCCCACCAACCUCCCCAACACGGCAGUGGGCCUCCGGCCUCCGUACUCCCCGAGCCUUCCGGCUCCAUCACCUCAGCUUUCCCCAGCUUUCUUCAACUCCUCCAUCAGUGAUAUGCCCCCGCUGGAGCCUUACUCGCCGCUGGGUCAGCGGGACCAGAGCUCCACCCAGGCGCAGGACGCACUGGGAGGCUUCCCCACUGGAGCCACAGAUGGAGAUGGGAAGACAGGAGUUGCCGCUGGCGGGCUGGACUCUUUGUCUGAGUACACUCUCCCUGGGGGACGAGUGUGUCACAGCUUCAUCCCUGGAAUGCGCAACCACAGUGCUGCACAUGCAAAUGGUCCAGCAGGAACCAACCUGUCUCUGCUCUCCAGGAAUCCUCUGGCAGCCACACAUGAGUUUCGGCAGGCCUGUCAUGCGUGUUACAGCAGAAUAGGUCCUCGAGUGAUGGACUACAAGUAUCAGCCAGAGGCAGCACAUCGCUGCAAGAGGGAUGUGCUGCUGUGCCGCCUCAAAAACUCAGAUGACCCCACUUGGAAGAGGAUCCGGCCACGGCCUGCACGUAACAACUUCCUGGGGGCAUUUGUACUCUGUAAAGAGGUGCAAGAGCGUCAGGAAUGCCAGUAUGGGGAGAACUGUACGUUUGCUUACUGCCAGGAGGAGAUUGAUGUGUGGACCCAGGAGAGGAAGGGGGCGCUGAGCCGAGAGCUGCUGUUCGAUCCACUGGGCAGCACAGAGAGACGGGCUCUCAGCGUCACCAGACUGCUGCAGCUCCACAUGGGCAUGUUCAUGUUCCUCUGUGAGGAAUGUUUUGACAGUAAGCCUCGCAUCAUCAGCAAACGCAGCAAAGAAAAUUUAGCCGUCUGCUCAAACCUCACAGCUCGACACCCGUUUGACGACAACAAGUGCCUGGUGCACGUGGUGAGGUCAGCCAAUGUGCGCUACAGUAAGGUGCGUCCUCUGCACCCUCUCUGCCAGUUUGACGUGUGUCGCCACGAGGUUCGCUAUGGCUGCCAGCGUGAGGACAGCUGCUCCUUUGCUCACUCUGUCAUAGAGCUCAAAUGUUGGGUCCUGCAGCAGGAUACAGGUAUCACCCAUGAAGAGAUGGUACAGGAGUCCAAGAGACACUGGCAGAGGCUGGAGCAGAAUGCACAGAAGCAGCAAAAGCCUAUCCACAUUCCCCAUCCGAGCAGCAGCAUACCUGCAGCAGGCGUCGGGGGCGGGGGCGGAGGAGUAGGGGGAGACGGCAUUGGUGGAGGUGGCGUGAGCCCAGUGGGGGGGUUAGGAGCAGGGGCUGGAAGAGGGCGUCCUCUUAACCUGAAAAUGAAGUUUGUGUGCGGCCAGUGCUGGAGAGAAGGACAGGUCAACGAGCCCGACAAGAACCUCAAGUACUGCACUGCCAAAGCACGGCACAGCUGGACGAAGGAGCGUCGGGUCCUGCUGGUGAAAUCAUUUGAGAAGAAGAAAUGGGUUGUUGUUCGCCCUCUGCCCUUCUCUCGCACCUAUCCACAGCAAUAUGACAUGUGCGUGCACGUGAUGAAGCAGAAGAAGUGCCACUAUAUUGGAAAUUGCUCAUUUGCUCACAGUCUGGAGGAGAGGGACGUCUGGACGUACAUGAAGAACAACAGCUUGAGAGACAUGCAGCAGAUGUACGAACUGUGGCUGCAGCUAACCAAUCAGAGCAGGCGCACAGAUAGCUCUGCUGUGACCCCGCCCCCAGAGGACAAGCAGGUCACCAUAACAGCAGAUUACACAGAAGGCAUGGGAGGCCAGCGGUUGUCAGAUGGGGAUGAUCUCUGAGUGUCACUGUGUUAACGGAGGCAGCUGAUCACCACUGAGCUGCACACAGAGGCAGACAGGGAGGCCUGCCAUACCACCUACAACUUAACGGUCUGCCAUCUUGCCGGUCUGACCUCCUCUAGCAUCCGGUCAGCAGUAUGAGAGCAGACUGACAUACAACAAAAUGGUUGACCUGACCCCUACGCAUAUACACACACACACAAACAUUUUCACGCCACACAUGAUACACAAAUCACAGGCACCAACUAAUACAAAGAGGAAGCUUCCUAAGUGACAGCACUUGGCUUUUGCGUUGUGUUUAAAUGUCAUGCUGCAGUUACACACAGCACCUUUAGGUUCCCCUUCAGCAGAUUAUACCACAGGAAUUCCACAGACAACUAGUUUUGCUGACUAAAAUAAUUAACUGUUAUUCCUUAGUGCUCUUUGGAUUGAGUACCUCUUUUUUUUUUUCUUUUUUUUUUUUCUCCCCUCGCAGCACUGAAACAAUUCUUGGGUGGGCGCGCUGGUCGCAGCUCUUACAUUUAGCUUGAUGGUAGUUCAAAACUGAAGUGAAGCUUGGCAUUCAUACUCUUAAAAAGUUUUAAAUCUGAACUUUGGAGUGCCAAAAAAGGCCAAGCCCUCAGUGCUGUUGAUGGCUAACGAGGCGAAAGAAGAAACUACAAACUAUGGACACUCCUUGUUAAGCUGCGUAACAACCAAAUCCCACUCUCCUCCUUCAUGGGAAUAUAGCGAGAGGGUCAAAAUAAUUAUCUUGAGAUUAAUGAUUUUGAGCAUUUUUUUUCCAAGGGGAAUUGUAUUUCCUUGUUAUAUUGUCUGCCAUAUUGGUAGAACGCUAUGAAUGUAAUGCCUGCAUGGGCCUUUAAAACUAGGAAAUUAGUCAUUUAAAACGUUGCUGUGGUCGUGGAAUGUAUGCAAGUAUAUUUAAAUGCCGAAAAACAAACUGGUGUAACAUGAAAGCCCCCCCCCCACACACACAAGUUGAUAUAAAUGGAUAUAUGUAACCAUACCAAGUGAUCCUGCAUGUGACGAGCACAGGUGCACACACACACCUGAUAGCCAGGUGAAUCAGAGCAUGUCAUUGUCAGCUCCUCUGAGGUUGACAAUGCCGGAUAAAAAGAAAAUCUCAACACCUGGAGAUGAAGUACACAUGGCUAAUGGCUCGAAGCCAAAGCAACCCAGGUGCUGUUCGCCAUUACAUAUUUUAAGAAGUCGGUAAGCAGCUGACAAAGAUGGCAGCAGAGAAGCGGCUGCCGCACACACACACACACACACACACAGAUUCCUGGCUAUCAGAUCAUUUCGGACUGCAGAGUCACUUUCAGAAAUGAUGACCUCACUUGGACUGAAGAAUGGUGAACGUAGUGACCGUGCAGAAGACUUGAGUUGUGAAAAAAGAUGAGUUUUGUAAUGAUGCAGGAAAAAAAAAAUGUCCUGAUGAUAGAUCAUUUAAAGAAUGGGAAGAUUGGAGAAAAUAUCUCUUUAAGUAAAUAAAGAUUAUUAAGAAUGUAUUUUUCUAUAGUUUAUUGUGGUAAUAUCUAAGAUAAUUUGAAAGUAAGGGCAAGUUUUCACUUCUUUAGUUGAACUGGGGUCAUUAUUUCACUGAAAACAAAUCAUGCCCCCACAGCGUUCACAUGAAAACCUGUGGAACCUGUGUUCCCCAUAUGCACAGCUGACGGAGGCCCCUCAGAUUAACAUUCUCAUUGUGGGAAACCUGCUAGCUUUAGACAGGGAAACAGUUCACACCCCACAUUGUGCCUAUAAACAACACUUCCACAUGUAACACAAACAUACAUGCAAAAAACAUGCACACACUCACACACACAGAGGCAGGAUAUCUGUUGCCAUCUUAUUCUAGCCUUUAAUGUGGAUGGAGACCCGAUGGAGGUAUGUCUAUAUUCAGAUACAUAUGCACACAUAUUAUACAUAUUUACAAAUAAUGCUAUACUACUAAUAAUUGAUAACUUAGCAGUUAAGCUUAAUAAAUAUAUAACCUGAAACCUGUAUUAAUUACAUAGAAGAACUUCUUGUUAUUGAGGUAUUGCUAUAUGACAUGUAUCGCUGAACUAGAUGACUAUAGUGAUUUUUUUUUCAAAAAAACAAAACAAAAAAAGAUUCUUUUUAUUUUUAUUUUUUUUUUUUCUUCUGUGUGGGUUGUUCCAGAUGGGUUUUGUAUGAAGGGGGUCGCAGCAGAGACUGAUUUCAAAUUUCAGGCUGAAUGUGUUGAAAUGAAUUACUGGAGGUUAAAUCUUUACACUGAGAGCAGAGGGUUAGAAACCAAGUGGGUUGCUCAGUUUCAGGGUUUUUUGGGUUGUUUUUUUUUUCCUCAAUCACAAGUGCAGCACUUAAACUGGUUGUACAGACUACUGAAGUGUUCCUGUUCUGCAGUGUGUGUGGAAUAAAAUUCAGUAGAGCCGCACUGUCCAGAUCGACCUCAGUUCUGUACAUAAAAUCACAAGAUGGAUUUAAUUGGCCACUGGACCAGUACUGAAGAACAUUAACUGUCAACUGCAGCAAAGCGCCAAAAUGUAAAGAAACAACAUUUUAACCCGUAAUAAAGUUCAUCAAAAUAAAGCACAGCCUCAGGUUAGACCUAAAAUGCAGAUCUGAGGUCAGUUUUGGGGCACGGUUGAUGAUGAGCCCUUGUCUGGAACAGCCCAGGUAUUAGCUUCUUUGAGGGAUCAUAUUACUAUUACUUCUAGUAUUAUGAUGAAUAUGAUGACAAUAAUGAUUACUAUCUAUUGACUAUUUCUAUUUCUUCUCUAUAUGCUAUUGAUAUAUGUAUGUUAAUUGCAAUGUAUAACUCUCUUUAUAUAUGUAUCCAUGUAUGAAUAUAAUAAUUGACAGUAAAUAUGCAUCUGUGUAUGCAGCAGUGCACAGCUCUGUCUGAGAGGCAGUGAGCAGAAAAUGUCCAGCUUCUGACAUUUCAUGCAAGGCUCUUGAGUUUUGUUUUUUUUUUUCUUUAAUCCUACAGGUGGUGAUGUCAGUUACCAACUGCUGUAAGUUGUCCGUAGUACAUUUUACACGGUACUUUAGUCCUUCUGUAUAUUAACCUUGUCCGAGCUCUUAUUUGUCAGCUUUCGGACCGUCGGGCGCUGGCCAAAGGAGUUUACAAGUUUACAGUAAUUAUACUGUUAGCUGUUUCCCUUUUGCAGUGUUGAUCCUGCUAGCAGAACUCACUGCUCACUGCCUGUGCUGUGCAUUUUUGUUUAAUUUGAUUCACCGGGUAAAGACAGAUCUGGAAACAAAAGCAUACAUAGUAGCCUAUAUACUCCCGUAUAGCGCCUUAUUUGAUAUACUACAUCUAUAAGAUGAUACAUACCCCUAUUGUAUAAUCCUGCUUACUAUAUACAGUAUAUGAUACCGAUACCUAUUAUAAUACUUAGACACUUAUAAGGUAAUUUAGAUAAGAGAUGGUGGAGUUGGUUUUUUUUUCUCUUUUCUUUCUGUGGCUGAGGAAGAGUUUGCUGUGGUCAGCAGUGUGUUUCCCAAUUUGUUUUUUCAGGGUGUUGCGAGGAGCCGCACACUCAAAUGCUCUCUGUCACGCAGCUGUUGUCAGUUCAGGAUAUUUGCAAAGCAGCUGUGGUGGAAGCCUUGUAACAUUAAUGUUGGCUGAAAGAGGUGUUGCUGGUAAACAACUGAAAGUUGGAGUUGAAUUUUAAAAUUUGAUUUGGCCACAUUAAAAAGUAGAUAUGCGAAGCAGUUUUAUAGCCACUGUGAGAAGUGGACAAAAAGUCCAGUUUGAAUUCCUGCCUUUAAAGACAUCUUGAAGUAAACUGUCAUAGCCAAAAUAAAGGAGGGCAUUUGAGGGGAGGCUCCACUUCCCAUUGUGGGAGAACAGCCAGCAUUGAUGAUGGAACUGACACACAGAAAAAAAAGAAAAAAAACAACCUGUGGAUACCUGUUCUGCAUGUUCUGUGUGUGUUUAAGGCAGGUGAAUCAUGACACAAACUAAAAGGCUUCUGAUACUGUAUCUGUACACAACACAUCUCAUAUAGUCAUUUGACUACAUUAGGUCAGAUUUUCUCAAACAAACUUGGUUUUCAUUUUGUCAGCCAAGCCAAAUACGUCCGAUUGCCAGUAAGGCUGAAAAUAUGAGGUAACCAGUCAGAUUAUUCCUGAAGUUUGCGAGGCAGAGGACUUUGACCCCGGCGUCGAAAUCGCUGUACGACUCUUGUUACCAUAAAGCAAUCCAAUUUGCACAUUGAUAACAGACGUCCUCGGAUGUAGAAGAGAUUUGGCAUCACGUUGUUCCAUUUUGUCUUCCUGGUAGCGCGACAUAAAUGCUUCACACCAAUGGGAGCCAUCCAUUUUAAAAUUAAAGUUCUAGUGCAACCAAGAAAGGGGGAUCCUUUUACUUCAAAAGCCUCCUUUUUUAAUAAGUUGAUCUAUCUCAGUUUCUUGAAAGACAAGGACAAUCUUAACUGGACUAAUUCCAUCACUAAUGUCCUUCAAAGGUUACCGUUAUGUACUGUAUACACACACCUUUGACAUUUAUUUGACAGUGUCCCAAGCUCCAGGCUCUCUCUCUGCAUUUCAUGCCAUUAUGAUACGGUUAUUAUUCAUGCUGCGUGUGAGCAAACAGACACAGCGACAUUUUGGAAAUCGUCACCGUCCAUAGCAGUUUCCAACAAAGUCAUUUAAAGGUGAUCUUUACGUGUUCUCUGACAACGCUGGCUUUUGCGUCAGUUCUGGUUGUUACAAGCUGCUGCAGUUUAAAGGAACGACAGGGUUGUAAUCUGUGAGAGUAGUUCACGUCACACACCCUGCCUGUCACAGAUACGAUUUGUGUCAUUUGAUUCCCAGCACAAACACACAUCAACACAUCCACAUGAAAAUCUUAGUCUAUCGGUUUUCAGUCACUUAGAGUCACGUUGCUUAUUUGAAUUGUUUGCAACAACUCAGAUGUUCGUUUUCAGUCAAUUAGAAAUUAUCGGUCAAUCAGUUUGAAAUUAUUGGUUAUUUGAAUUGUUUGCAACAACUUAGACGAAGAAACCAGGGUUGCAAGAAGUGGAAAAAACAAGGCCUCUUUUUGUACUGUAUUUUUACAUUUUGUUGUUUUAUGCUUUGUUUUAUCUUUUUGACUUUGUUUUCUCUUUUCUCCUCCCUGGUUGGAAGUUCAUGAACACAAAAAUGGACCAAAUCUCUUGAAAGCAUUUAAUAAACAGACUGUUUUAGAAAAA
This is a messenger RNA of Scatophagus argus, 8141 nucleotides long. It is a transcript of the gene zc3h7bb, whose product is annotated as zinc finger CCCH-type containing 7Bb. The coding region runs from base 256 to 2961 and encodes 901 amino acids. Gene Ontology annotation, biological process: miRNA processing. The transcript is spliced from 21 exons. NCBI's taxonomy places the organism in Eukaryota, Metazoa, Chordata, Actinopteri, Scatophagidae. Gene Ontology annotation, molecular function: metal ion binding; miRNA binding; protein binding. The record is from RefSeq and is a predicted model, not a curated record.